Molecule: messenger RNA, 2549 nt
Organism: Pelagomonas calceolata
Lineage: Eukaryota; Pelagophyceae; Pelagomonadales; Pelagomonadaceae
Source: the annotation of a GenBank genome assembly
GCGGCCCAAAGCUUUUGCUCGUCGCGCAAGGUCAUAUCGUGGCCUGCUGCAGGCUAGAAGACCUCAGGACUGCUGCAGUAAGAGAGCUGCGGACAGAUCGACCGCGCCGACGACUUGGGGACACGAGGGCUCUGCAGCCCAUAAAACAAGCAGCGAGACGCCGCCGCGCAUAAAACGAGGCGCCACGAUGGAGGUCGACGAAGCGACGAUCGUAACCGCCUCAACAAAACGCGGCGCGAGCGAAGACCCGCAAGACGCCGCGAAGCGCCUGCGGACGGACGACGCCGACGCGAUGGACGAGGCCGCGGCACGAACGCGCGCGGAGAUGACGCCCGCGGAACGAGAAGAAGCGGAACGCCUGCAUCGAACGGCCGUAAGAGCUGAGGCUUUAGCAGCCGCCCAAGCGGCGGCCAAGGAACGAGGAGUGGCAUUGUCGGCGGCCGAGGUAGCAGCACUGAAAAAGGAACAGGAGGCCAAGCCCAAAUUUGUGAGCAAGAAGGAACGGGAACGCUUAGCUCUGGAGCGACUCGAAGCGAAACGACGGGAACGCGAACAGAAACUCAGGAGCGGCCCCAAGUUCUCCGCACCGCUACCUAGGAAAGAGCCCUCGAUCAAGAAGGCUAUCGAUGAUUACGCGGUAUUGAGGGAGAAAAAGCCCGUAGCAAAGAAGGAUACUGAUAAGGAACGAGAAUUGGCGCAAAUCCGCGAGAACUAUCUGGGCAAAAAAGGCAAGAAAAAGCAACCUAAACCUUCCGAGAAGUUCGCGCGCGUCUUCCAGUUCGACUGGGACGCGAACGACGACACUAGUCAGGAUCUGAAUCCGUUGUAUGCUCGACGGCAUGCGAUCCAGCCUAUGCUAGGACGAGGCUACUUAGCUGGCUUAGAUAUGCGGGAGCAACGAAGAGCUCAUACUUUUAGUCAAGCAUUGAACGAUAAGCGAGCCUCAGAGGCGCGAGCCCAGGAAGAGGCGGAAGGCCUCGCUCGGGCCGAGAGGAAGAAACGAGAGGCCCAAAGAAAGAAGGAAAGAGAUGCGUUAACACAAGCCUUAGCUGCGGAAGAGAAGAAGGUCGAGGCCACGGCCCUAGGCAAGAAAUUGCUGCACUGGACGGAAAAACCUUUACAAGAAAUGAACGCGCGCGACUGGCGCAUUAUGAAGGAGGACUUCGACAUUCGGAUACGAGGUGGGAAAGCACCUCCGCCGUUGAGAUUUUGGAACGAGAUGGCCGUGCCGGAGGGGAUCCACAAAGCCAUCCAAGAUGCCAAAUAUAGAGAUCCUUCACCUAUCCAAAGACAAGCUAUACCUGUUGGGUUAGAAUUAAGGGAUCUGAUCGGUGUCGCGGAAACUGGCUCAGGGAAGACCGCGGCGUUUGCCGUGCCGUUACUCGCUUACGUCGCGCAAUUACCAGCACAGCGUAUUGCGUCGUUGGCCGAAGACGGUCCAUUAGCUGUGGUUCUAGCUCCUACCCGUGAAUUAGCGCAACAAAUCAACGACGAGAUCGCCAAGCUCAGUACUUACUUGUCGUGCAAGACGACCACUAUAGUAGGUGGUAGAAGUAUAGAGGACCAGGGGUUUUUGUUGCGCGAGGGUGUGGAGAUCAUCGUCGGGACGCCUGGAAGAAUAAAUGACUGCCUCGAAUCGCAAUACUUAGUACUGAACCAGGCGAACUACGUCGUACUCGACGAGGCCGACCGCAUGAUCGACAUGGGCUUUGAGCCGCAAGUACAUACGAUACUCGAGGCCAUGGGGGGGCUGUUGAUGAGCGAAGACGAGAUGUUGUUGGAGCAGCAGCGCGCCGCGUUAAGUAGGGGCGAGGCGUGUUAUCGUAUUACUGCGAUGUUUUCCGCCACCAUGCCUCCUGGCGUCGAGAAACUGGCCAAGAAAUUUCUGCGGCACCCUGCAAUAGUAUGUAUUGGCGAUGAGGACUCCGGCAAGAAUAAGAGAAUCAGGCAGCACGUGCUGUUCAUUAGUGAGCAGCAGAAGAAGCAGACCCUGAUAGACUUACUGAGGAGGAAACAACCUUCAGAGAAGUACCUCGUCUUCUGCAAUGAGAAGCGCGGCUGCGACGCUCUGAAGAAGGUGGUAGAAAAUGCGCAAAUACGGUGUGGGGUCCUCCAUGGCGGCAAGACCCAGGACCAGCGCGAAGCUGCCCUAGAAAACUACAAGCGCGGCACGUUCCGGAUUUUCAUCGCGACGGACGUGGCCGGAAGAGGCCUGGAUAUUCCGGACGUGGCCCACGUUGUCAAUUAUGACAUGCCACUGAAGAUCGAGAACUAUUCGCAUCGCAUCGGUCGUACCGGUAGGGCGGGCAAGGACGGCGUCGCGUCUACCCUUCUUACGGAUAGCGACGAGGCCAUGUUUUAUGAGUUGCGGGAGUAUCUGGAACAGACGGACGCGGACAUCCCGCAGAAACUCGAGAAGCAUCCCGCGGCGCACGCGAAGCCCGGCGAGCGGAACGCGCGCGGUGAGUUGCUUACUGAGAGAGCUGGCAUGCGGGGGACGCAGUUCCUCGACGCGCGGAAGUUCGAGCAGGGGUAAGUUUGUUUCUAGU